AUGAAAACUACAAACAAAUAAAAUAGCGCUUUCUAAAAUAAGACUAUUUCAUCUAGCACAAAAGGAGGAGUGACUGAAAAAUAGCGAGCAUUGAAAUAUAAAAAAUAAACAACAAUCAAAGAGGAACCUACUCACAUCUAAACGAAGGAAAGCGAUGCAGGCAUUCAUUUAACACAAAUUUUGAACUACUAUCGAGAGAGAGUGGAAGCCUUUGAAAAGGAUAGAAUUCAAUGGUAUCAAAAGCUAGAGAAUAUCAGAAUAAAGCAGGAAUUCGUUCACAAAGUUGAAUGGGAACUCAAAAAGAGGCAAGAUGAAAAGGCAGAGCUUGAACGAGCACUCUAAUAGUGCUAGUCUGCUUUGUUUACUGAGAGGGAAAGAAUUGUCAAGAUGAAGCAAGCUGCUGACUAAUUAAGGAUAAAAGGCAAGGAAAACAGGCAAUUGAUAAUGGAACUCCUUGACUCAAACAACUCAGUCGAGCAACAUAUUUACUAUCAAAACAAUGGUGCUCCUGAAAAGAUACAAUCUUACUCCAAAAAGUUACUGUCAACAAAGGGAGGUGCCCCUAUGCAAACAAUGACUGCCUCCUAGAUGAAUUAAAAUUUAAGGCAGACUAUUGAGGAACAUAAAAAGAAUCCAACUAUAAGUUAUGACUAUAAGUCCCCAAAUAUUCUCAGGACUAUUUACUUACCAAAUGACUAAGCAAUUUAAAUUAGAAAUGAAGUUGAAGUUUUGCAUCAAUAAAUAUAAGAGUAAAGAGUUCAUUAUGAGAAGGUCUUGCAGACUUUGAGAGAUGAAAAGUCAAAGUAUGAAGAAGAUCAAAGAAUGAAAUACAUUGACUAUGUCGAAGAGGUUGAAAAGCUAAUGUCCAAGCUUCAAGACUAGGAGAUUUUUAACUACUAGGUGAUAAGAGAUCAUGUUGAUGUGAUGUCUCAAUACGAAGUGGAGGAGAGAAAAAUACAGGAAGAGAUUGAAGCCAUGAGAAUUGAAAAUACUCAAAUAAAAGAUUAAAUUAGAGAGAUACAUAAGUCAUCAGAGCAAAAGAAGAAAGAUGCCAAAGAUGAAUAUGAAAAGAAUGCACUAGAGUACUAGGAGGUAUUCAGAGACUAGCAGAAGGCUUAGAAAGAAAACAUCGCUGUUAUCAAGGAUCAGUAUAAGAAGGUGCAGGAGAUUUACAAGAGAAAGAUGGCUGAUAUGCAGGAGAGACUUGAAAAGGAAACCAAGAAGAUGGAGGUCAAUGAGAGAAGAAGGAAGCACGAAUUAGAAGGUUAUGGAUCAGACCUUCAGAAUAUGAAAAAGAAAAUCGCAUUCUAUCAGAAAUAUAUCAAUAAACUCAGGAAGCUGGUUGAAGAAGACUAAGAAGCUGAAGAUAUUCAGUUUUCAGAUGAGGAACAAGAAGAUGCUGAAGAUCAACGAGAAAUGGCAGAGGAAACUAAAGAUUAGAUUUAUUGA
Messenger RNA from Stylonychia lemnae, 1449 nucleotides. Lineage: Eukaryota; Ciliophora; Spirotrichea; Sporadotrichida; Oxytrichidae. The record is from the annotation of a GenBank genome assembly.